ACAAAAAAAACAAAAAAACCCAGGUGGUAGCGAGUAUCUACAUUUUAAAUUUUAAUAAAAACCACCAGAUUGCAUUCUAAAGUAGCCAGACCAAUUUCCACCAGCAGGGCUCAAGAGCUGCUUCUCCACAUCCUAGCCAAGAUUUGUUAUUCUGAAACGUAAAGGGUUUGCUCUUGUACAAGUAAAAGUUGAUUCAUCCACUGGCUUUGUGUCCAUUUUAAAUUUUGCCAACCAUGGCUUCUACCUUUGUGUGUUACUUUUUAGUGGCCAAUAUUUCUAGUGAGUGCCUUCCCCUGAGUGCAAAUGUGCAGGUUUAAGUUUGGCCAGGAAGAUGUGAUUGGUCUGUCGAAAACAGUCAACAAAUUUAUACUAUGCAUUUUUUUUUCUUUUUAUUUUUUAGGUAAAAUGUAUUGUGCUAUCAGUUAGUUAUAUUUUAUUUGUUUUCUACUAAGUCAAACUUUCCUAGGUUAGUUUUUGCAGAUUUAGCUGCAAUUUUUUUUUUUAACCUAUAUUUAAUUUACCCUGGGCAGUGUUAGCCUUUUUCAGUUUUAUUUUGUGUUGCUUAUUUUUUUCUGAGGUGGUCAUUAAGAAAGGGAUAAAAUAAAAAAGACAGAAACAAAAGUGAGGGGAAUAAACACCCCAGUGGGUUGCUUUUCUUUCUUACUCCAGAAGAUAAUGAGAAUCCACUCUGCUGCUAAAGACAGAUCUUUUAUGAUCUCUUUCCCUCAUUGCUUUUCUUCAAAUCCAGAAGUCAAAAUGAUGCGGCCUAAAGUCAUGUGGCACCUCCUUCGCAGAUACAUGGCAUCCCGACUCCAUUCCCUGCGGCUGGGUGGCUUCCUGUUCUCAGGCUCCCAGGCCCCCCAGCUGUCCCCAGCCCUGAUGAGGGCCCUGGGCCAGAAGUGCCCCAACCUGAAGCGCCUCUGCCUGCACGUGGCCGACCUGAGCAUGGUGCCCAUCUCCAGCCUGCCCUCCACCCUGAGGAUCCUGGAGCUGCACAGUUGUGAGAUUUCCAUGGCCUGGCUCCUCAAGGGGCAGGACCCCACUGUGCUGCCCCAGCUUGAGUGCAUCGUGCUAGACCGAGUCCCCGCCUUCCGGGAUGAGCACCUGCAGGGCCUGACACGCUUCCGUGCCCUGCGCUCGCUGGUGCUGGGUGGCACCUACCGGGUGACUGAGACAGGCCUGGAUGCGAGCCUGCAGGAGCUGACCUACCUGCAGAGGCUGGAGGUGCUGGGCUGCACCCUCUCAGCCGACAGCACCCUCCUGGCCGUCAGCCGCCACCUCCGAGACGUGCGGAAGAUCCGACUGACUGUGAGGGGCCUUUCUGCCCCCGGCCUGUCAGUCCUAGAGGGAAUGCCACUCCUGGAGAAUCUGUGCCUGCUGGGCCCACUCAUCACCCCAGAAAUGCCUUCCCCGGCUGAAAUCCUCUCUUCCUGCCUUACCAUGCCCAAGCUCAGGGUCCUUGAGCUGCAGGGGCUGGGGUGGGAGGGUCAGGAGGCUGAGAGGAUCCUGUGUAAGGGGCUGCCCCACUGUCUGGUCAUCGUCAGGGCCUGCCCCAAAGAGUCCAUGGACUGGUGGAUGUGACUAUACCACCUGUUCCUGAGACCCAGUUUAGUUUUCAUUAAUGAGCCCCUGGCCCUCUGAGCAGCACCUUGCAGGGGGCAGGUAUUUAGGUAGAACUGAAGCCUUGGUGCCUCCAGACAAUUGGAGUUGUUUGCCAGUUGUGUGGCCUCUUGGAGGCCUGGUCUCCACAUCUGGAGAUGGAGAAGACCACAGCUACCUCACGGUUAUAUUGCAAAGCCUUACACUUUAUCAGCCCAAAUCCCGAGAAGGUCCUUGAUGAAGGGUCAUUCUCAGGGCCAUCCUCAGGAACAGGAUGGAUGCAGAAGGGUGUGGUUAGGAGUUAGAGGGACCUAAGGGGCCGGGGCCCCUUAGGAAGCCUGGAAGGACUGUCUACAGGGACACCCACACGCCUACACACCACUGAUAUGCCUCUGCAUGGAGGAGAUGCAGAAAGCACAGGUGUGACUCAUCCUCAUGAUCAAAAUGUUAAUAAAGGUUCUAAAUUGUAUUUUC
Molecule: messenger RNA, 2073 nt
Organism: Hipposideros armiger (great roundleaf bat)
Lineage: Eukaryota; Metazoa; Chordata; Mammalia; Chiroptera; Hipposideridae
Gene: FBXL12
Product: F-box and leucine rich repeat protein 12
Exons: 2
Coding region: 676-1581 (301 amino acids)
Molecular function (GO): protein binding
Source: RefSeq, a predicted model, not a curated record